GGUGGGUUCAGAAAACGAAAGCAUGACAAUUUUCCACAUGGUCAAAGAAGAGAGGAAAAAGAGAAUGUCAAUCCAUCGUCAGCUUUGAUGACAUCUUUUAAAUCAUUUCAGCUGGAGCUUGACACCAGGCACGAUAAAUAUGAACGGCUUGUGAAGCUCAGUCGUGAUAUCACUAUCGAAAGCAAAAGAACGAUAUUUCUGCUCCACAGGUUUACCAGUGCUCCCAAUGGGGAAGAAAUAAUCAAUGAAUCUGAAGUCAAGCUGGAUGCUGUCAGACGGAAGAUUAAGCAGGUUGCACAAGAGCUGAUUGGAGAAGACAUGUAUCAGUUCCAUAGGGCUAUAUCGCCAGGACUUCAAGAAUAUGUUGAGGCAGUCUCAUUUCAAUAUUUUAUCAAAACACGAUCUUUGAUUAGUGUCGAAGAGAUCAACAAACAACUAAUAUUUACAGCAGAAGACAGAGAAGAAACAACAAACACGACCUCCAAUUCCCACGACAAACUGCCACACACUUGGAGCCUGAAGGUAACACCUGUAGAUUACCUGCUGGGAGUGGCCGAUCUGACCGGCGAGCUGAUGCGGCUGUGCAUCAGCAGCGUUGGCAAUGGCGACAUCGACACGCCUUUCGAACUGAGCCAGUUCUUACGGCAGAUUUACGACGGGUUUACUUUCAUUGGCAACACUGGACCUUACGAAGUAUCUAAGAAGCUGUAUACCUUGAAACAGAGUCUGGCAAAAGUAGAGAAUGCCUGCUACACGUUAAAAGUACGGGGAUCUGAAAUCCCAAAGCACAUGCUGGCGGAUGUGUUCUCGACCAAAACAGAAUUGAUUGACCAAGAGGAGGGUCUUUCUUAAAAUGAGGAGAGUGUCGCAACUCGUAAGGAAAGAGGUCUUAGGGAGAGCUUUUUAGUUAUGGUUUGUGGGGUUUUGACCCUUUUCAAAGGUUUUUAGGUAGAGACAUUUUUAGUUUUAUCCAUGAAAAGAUUGUUUGCAGUGGUAAUUUGUAACCAAAAAUACUUCUUAUGAUGUGCAAGAGAACAAAUGUUUGACUUUGUCCUCCUGGUAUGGAAAUUCCUGUAUCGCUCCAUUGUAUCUUCUUUCAGAACGACCAAAAUUUCCACUGCGCUCUACACAGCGACUGUCAGUUGUGAGUCACCUCAGACUGGCGGGGUUGCUGUGAGCAGUUUUCAGCAAGCACAGCAGUGGGGGAAAAACAGAAGCGGUUAGGUACUGUUAUUUAGCAUUAUCCGUAGGUUUCUGGUGACUCCUGUUUUUUGAGUAUUUGGGUUCU
This is a messenger RNA of Opisthocomus hoazin, 1288 nucleotides long. NCBI's taxonomy places the organism in Eukaryota, Metazoa, Chordata, Aves, Opisthocomiformes, Opisthocomidae. The record is from RefSeq and is a predicted model, not a curated record.